UACUACAUUAGCUUUAAUCUUAUUGAAAAAUCAAUCAAAUCAAGCUAAACCCAUCUCUAUAAAUUGCCCAAGUUCUGGUCUUGUCCAACCAUAAGUGUCCUGCAACUCUUCCCAGAAUUCAGAUAGAUCUUUUCAAGCUUCUUUCUCCUACCUGGUCCAAUGGCUUCUGGGUCAAGUUUCAAACUAUCAGACUCCAUUGCUGCCAGCAUGCCCGAGGCCUUGAGGCAAAGCCAGUACUAUAUGAAGAGAUGCUUUACAACGUAUGUCUCCAAGGGAAGGAGGUUGAUGAAGCGCCAACAACUAAUGGAUGAAAUGGAGAAGACAAUAGAAGAUAAGCUUGAAAAAACCCAAGUCUUGGAGGACUUCCUUGGUUACAUCCUGUCUUCCACUCAGGAGGCAGCUGUUGUUCCACCUUGCAUUGCAUUUGCAGUCAGGCCCAAUCCUGGAUCCUGGGAAUUUGUUAAGGUGAAUGCUGAUGAUUUAGGAGUAGAUGCAAUAACUUCUUCAGAGUACUUGAAAUUUAAAGAAACGAUCUUUGAUGAGAAAUGGGCAACUGAUGAAAAUGCAUUGGAAGUGGAUUUUGGAGCACUUGAUUUCUCCAUGCCUCAACUGAGCUUAUCUUCUUCAAUUGGUAAUGGAGCUAACUUCAUCUCGAAGUUCAUGGCAUACAAGAUAAGGAAACAUGCUAAGAGUGCAAAUCCAUUAGUGGACUACUUAAUUGCUCUUAAUCAUCAAGGAGAGAAUCUUAUGAUCAAUGAGACUCUCAACACAGUUGAAAAGCUUCAAACAGCAUUGAUAUUAGCUGAUGUAUUCCUCUCUUCAAAUCCCAAAGAUGCACCAUAUCAGAAUUUUGAACAGAGACUUGCUGAAUGGGGUUUCGAGAAAGGAUGGGGAGAUACCGCAGAAACUGUAAAAGAGACAAUGAGAUCACUCUCAGAGGUCCUCCAAGCACCAGACCCACUGAACAUGGAGAAGUUCUUCAGUAGGCUUCCAACAAUUUUCGAUGUCGUAAUCUUCUCUCCCCAUGGAUACUUUGGCCAAGCUGAUGUCCUUGGCUUGCCAGAUACUGGUGGACAGGUGGUUUACAUUUUGGAUCAAGUAAGGGCCUUGGAGGAGGAAUUGCUCCUUAGAAUUAAGAAGCAAGGCCUAUAUAUCAAGCCUCAGAUUCUUGUGGUUACAAGACUUAUACCAGAUGCUCGAGGAACAAAAUGCAACCAGGAGUUGGAACCAAUCCUUGACACAAAGCACUCCCACAUCCUUCGUGUCCCUUUCAGAACAGAAAAAGGUGUCCUACGCCAGUGGGUUUCUCGCUUUGAUAUUUACCCCUACCUUGAGAGGUUUACUCAGGAUGCCACUGCCAAGAUCCUUGACCAUUUUGAAGGGAAACCGGACCUUAUUAUUGGGAACUACACUGAUGGAAACUUGGUGGCAUCACUAAUGGCAAGCAAACUUGGGAUAACUCAGGGAACCAUUGCACACGCUCUGGAGAAGACAAAGUAUGAAGACUCAGAUAUCAAGUGGAAAGAACUAGAUGCUAAAUAUCAUUUCUCAUGUCAGUUUACAGCUGACGUCAUUUCCAUGAAUACUACUGAUUUCAUCAUCACAAGCACAUAUCAGGAAAUUGCAGGAAGUAAAGACAGGCCUGGACAGUAUGAAAGUCAUGCUGCAUUUACACUACCAGGGCUCUGUCGAAUUGUCUCAGGCAUCAACGUCUUCGAUCCCAAAUUCAACAUUGCUGCCCCUGGGGCUGAUCAAUCCGUGUACUUCCCUUACGCACAAAAGCAAAAGCGGCUGACCUCAUUUCAUUCUGCAAUUGAAGAACUACUCUACAGUAAGGAGGAUAAUGAUGAACACAUUGGGUUUCUAGAGGACAGGAAAAAGCCCAUUAUCUUCUCAAUGGCAAGGCUCGAUAUUGUGAAGAAUAUUACAGGAUUAACUGAGUGGUUUGGGAAGAACAAGAGGCUGAGGAAUUUGGUUAAUUUAGUUGUUGUAGCUGGAUUCUUUGACCCAUCCAAAUCAAAAGACAGAGAAGAAAUUGCAGAAAUAAAAAAGAUGCACAGCCUGAUAGACAAGUACCAACUUAAGGGUCAGAUCCGAUGGAUAGCAGCUCAGACCGAUCGAUUCCGGAAUGCAGAACUGUACCGCUGCAUUGCUGAUACAAAGGGUGCUUUUGUACAGCCUGCUUUAUAUGAAGCAUUCGGCCUUACAGUGAUUGAGGCAAUGAACUGUGGACUGCCAACCUUUGCAACCAAUCAAGGAGGCCCAGCAGAAAUCAUUGUUGAUGGGGUUUCAGGAUUCCACAUUGAUCCUAACAAUGGAGAUGAAUCAAGCAAUAAGAUUGCUGAUUUCUUUGAGAAGUGCAAGGAGGAUGUUGAAAACUGGAGAAAGAUAUCCAUAGCUGGUCUUCAACGCAUAUAUGAAUGCUACACAUGGAAGAUUUAUGCAAACAAAUUGUUGAACAUGGGAUCCAUUUACAGCUUCUGGAAACAAUUGAACAAAGAACAGAAGCAAGCCAAACAAAGAUACCUUCAAAUGUUCUACAAUCUCCAAUUUAGAAACUUGGUAAAGAAUGUACCAAUACCAAGUGAUGAACCCCAACAACCGCCAGCUCCAAAGCCAAAACCCCAGACAACACAAAGACGCACAUCUUCUCAACGACAAAGUAAUGACAAUCCCAAUCAAAUCAACCCAAGAUUCCUCCUACUCUCAAUGGGGAAUGAGGGUACAGAGAUCAAUAGUAAAGAGCCAGCGAUCAAAAAACUAGUGUCAGAAAGUUCAGAGACCAACUAUGAAGAUUCAAAGAUCAAUAAAGAAACCAAGCAUGAAGAGGAUAAUAUCAAGCAGCUUGGGUCCCCAAGUAGCAGUCAAGCUUGUCCCAAUGGGCGUUGGCAGUGCUUCCUUUUUCUUUCUCUUUUCAUCUCUUACAUUUUAAUAAGGUUGUACCGUCAUAUCUUUGCCUAACAGCAACUGAUCUGAUGCAUCUAGUAAACUUGUAAUGUGUCAUGAUCUGAAUUUUAUAAUAAAACAUGUUGUAUCAUUCCAAAUAAGCUAAUUCAUUAUGGGAUCAAUAGG
This is a messenger RNA of Nelumbo nucifera (sacred lotus), 3072 nucleotides long. RefSeq names its product sucrose synthase 7-like. Gene Ontology annotation, biological process: sucrose metabolic process. The record is from RefSeq and is a predicted model, not a curated record. Lineage: Eukaryota; Viridiplantae; Streptophyta; Magnoliopsida; Proteales; Nelumbonaceae. Gene Ontology annotation, molecular function: sucrose synthase activity.